AUCCCCAGCUGCAGCUGUUCCAUGUCAGGGAGGCUUGAUUAAACAGAACGCAUGCCUCAAGGUGUCUACCUAUAGAGGUCAAAGUUCAUAUUCUUCUCGCGGAGACGCCCAGAUCUUCAUUGACUUAACAGGUAUCUAUACAGGUUUAAAGAUUAUUUCGUACAAUAUGCUUGUGCCAUUAUGUGACGUUUUGAGAAGAUAGUCAGGUUGAAAGGCAUUUGAGUGAUCUGUCCAAAUCCGGGCGCAUGUCCAACAUGAACUUGAACGCAGUUACAGCCUCGAUUCUGUGCAUGUGGGUGACGUCAUGCCUGACCUUUGACCUGACCAUCCUGCACACCAAUGACUGUCACGCUCGCAUCGAGCAAGCGGACGGAAACGGCGGGUCGUGCGGAGACAGUGAUGCUCUGGCCGGGAAGUGCUUCGGUGGAGUGGCGAGGAGACUCACUAAGAUAAGAGAGAUACGGGAAUCUGAGAGCAACGUGCUGCUGUUGGAUGCAGGUGAUCAGUUCCAGGGCACGCUGUGGUUCUACUUCUACUCAGGACUCGUCACCGCAAGGUUCAUGAACGAAAUGCAGUAUGAUGUCAUGGCGUUUGGAAACCACGAAUUCGACAAAAAAGUGGAAGGUGUCAUUCCCUUCCUCAGAGCGAUAAACUUCACCAUGGUGAGCUGUAACAUCGACGCCUCCAGGCAGUCGGAACUGCAGUCCCUGUUCCAGCCGUCGGUUGUGCUGGAGGUGGGAGGGGAGAGGGUGGGCGUGAUCGGGUACACCACCCCCAACACAACUUUCCUGGUCAGCGCCGGCCUUAAUCUCGACUUCCGUGACGAAGUUGCGGCCAUCACUGCGGAGGUUCAGCGUCUCCAGGGGCAGGGAGUGAACAAGCUCAUCGCGCUGGGCCACUCAGGGAUCGACGCCGACAUCACCAUCGCCAGGCAGGUCCCCGGGCUCGACCUGGUUGUUGGAGGACACUCCAACACGUUUCUUUAUAAUGGACCCCCUCCUGAAGACGACCCGAAGUACGGAGAGUACCCGCUGUCCGUCCGAUCGGACGUGGACGGGCGGCAGGUUCUGGUGGUGCAGGACUACGCCUACGGAAAGUACCUGGGCAACUUAAAACUCACAUUCGACGACGACGGAGACGUCACAGCGUUUGAAGGGAACCCGAUUCUCCUGAACGCAUCCGUUCUGCAGGAUAACGAGACUCUAGCAGAAGUCUUAUCGCUGAAAGAGGAGAUGGCGAACCUGACCAAUCAGGAGGCCGGGAAAACUCACGUGUUCCUGGAGGGACGGAGGCAGUUCUGCAGACGGCAAGAGUGCAACCUGGGAAAUGUGAUCACGGACGCUAUGGUGCGACAGAACCUGAAGAACCCGGAUGAGGCGAAGUGGGCUGACGUGUCCAUGGCAGUGUGGAAUUCUGGGGGAAUCAGAGCACCCAUCCCGUUCAGGCCUCCCGACGGUAUCAUCACUACUGCAGACGUGUUGACGGUUCUGCCAUUUCAAAAUACCAUUGACAUCAUCGUCAUUUCCGGUGACGUCAUGUUUCAGAUGUUCGAACAUUCCGUGUCAAACUUGCCUUCAGCAGGUCAAUUCCUCCAAGUCUCAGGAAUCCUCGUAACGUACGACAUCAGCAAGCCGGUCGGGCAGCGUGUGGUGACGCUGGAGGCUGUGUGCACGGAGUGUUCCAUUCCGCAGUACGAGCCGGUGGAGAGGGGACGGCGGUACAAGCUGCUGAUAAACGCCUUCAUGGUGGGAGGGGGUGACGGCUACAGCAUGCUGCCGGAGAACGUGGCGGACGAGGAUCGGGAGCCAAUCGGAUAUCUCGACACGGAAAUGGUGUUAGACUACCUGGCAGAUGCAAGCCCCAUCACAACGGGUCUGGAGAGACGCAUAACGAUCUUGAAUGGUACUGCACCCAACCCCAUGACGCCCAACCCCAUUGCACCUAACCCCACGACACUCAACCCCACGUCAACUGCCUCGUCCAUGUCCACACUGCUAACUAUGUUGUUGUUGUGUUCAAUAAUUGCUGUGAGCCCUGCUUUAUUGCAGUAGCAGUCAUAGAAGUUUUCUGGAAUGUAAAUAUGUCUUCAAAAUAGAAUAUCUUUUGUCGUUAGUUAACGAUUCCUGUCGAUGAUGUAUGAUUUGAAAAUAUGUGUUGGUCUUCGCCAUGAAAAUGUUUAUGUGUGAAAAUUGCUUUUAAUUGUGUGAAUUAGCUAUAGAAAUAUAAUUUGCGGUGGGAUUGCACUUGAACUAGUAUACCAAAUAAAGCGAAGGAAUCCUGCAUCAUGACGUCAUCGGGAGGAAGCAGCUGAUUAAGUCAUGACGCAGGAUUUCUUCACCGUAUUUGGUGAGAUGCCACACUUGGAAAAAUUCUCUUGAAGUUUAGAUGUAAAACGAUUAUCUAUUGUAGGCGCAAUCUGUGCACCCAAUCUACUUAAGGAAAGCCAUGAGCAUGUUUUAGUAAUGUUGUUGUAGUACUGUUGUAGUCAUGGGUAGUGCCUUUGUUUUCAAUCUCCUUUUUUUUGGAAUUUUGGAAUUAGGGCGUUGCUGGGACAAUAUCAGCACUGGCAAUAAAAUGCAAGAAUUCUUUUGAACUGAGAUUGGCAUAGAAACCAUGCCCAUCACUAUUACACAUACACA
Messenger RNA from Branchiostoma floridae (Florida lancelet), 2639 nucleotides. RefSeq names its product snake venom 5'-nucleotidase-like. The record is from RefSeq and is a predicted model, not a curated record. Gene Ontology annotation, biological process: nucleotide catabolic process. Gene Ontology annotation, molecular function: metal ion binding; nucleotide binding; hydrolase activity, acting on ester bonds. The transcript is spliced from 11 exons. NCBI's taxonomy places the organism in Eukaryota, Metazoa, Chordata, Leptocardii, Amphioxiformes, Branchiostomatidae. Bases 246 to 2051 code for a protein of 601 amino acids.